Molecule: messenger RNA, 672 nt
Organism: Suillus subaureus
Lineage: Eukaryota; Fungi; Basidiomycota; Agaricomycetes; Boletales; Suillaceae
Exons: 2
Coding region: 111-434 (107 amino acids)
Source: RefSeq, a predicted model, not a curated record
CUACAUAGUACAAUUUUAAACUCCGACCGUUACACCCGCUUUCACGGUACCAAAUAUUAAUACACUGUACCACCUUUCGCUUUUUGACUUGUCACUGUGCCAGCGGUACCAUGCCAGCCCAAUAUCAGGCCCUCUCAGCCAACGAUCCCGCUGAAAUAGAAGCUAAUCCACAACUGCAGUCUCAAAUCAAGCAAUUCCAUGCAGAUCCCCGUUUUAACCGCCCCACGCCUUCGCUCUGGAAGCGCAUUACACUCCUUCUUGUGACUGCGUUCCUUUUCUGGGCUGCAUUUAAGUUGCAGUCCCAUAGAUCCCAAACCAAGAUCAUUCAUGCUGAAAGGUACUCGAAGGAUUUCAAAUACCGCCCAGCAGCGAGUCCUGUAAUUACGGAGCGACUCAAAGAUGGUGUAGUCCGCCUUCGCGGGGCAUAUUUCUAGACGUAGGGGUAUCGUUCAGGUAGAUUUCACACCAUCGCAGUACUUUCGUAAUUGAGCUCACCUUUCACGAGAACAUGGUUUCAGUCCAGUGAUCGUAUUUCUUAGAUACCACUAUCACUUCCGAGCUCUAGCCUCGUCGUACUUAUUGCCGUUCGUUCCUUUGACCUAAUAACUACACUCGUUAUCCAGAGCUGUGGAUUCCCCGCGUCCUAGUGGAUGUGUGUAUCCCUCAGCCCUG